This is a messenger RNA of Chiloscyllium plagiosum (whitespotted bambooshark), 2018 nucleotides long. RefSeq lists its product as uncharacterized. The record is from RefSeq and is a predicted model, not a curated record. Lineage: Eukaryota; Metazoa; Chordata; Chondrichthyes; Orectolobiformes; Hemiscylliidae.
GAAGCUCUGGAACAAAAAUGAAAAUUGCUGGAGAAGCUCAGCAGGUCUGGCUACUUCUCCAUAGAGAAAGCGUAGUUAACAUUUUUAGUCCAGUUGCUCUGCUUCUUGGAUAGCAUUCUAAAAGUUCACGCCGUCUAUACAAUGUUUGAUUUUGCAGAGUUGUUCUCUUUCAGAUUAAAAGUCAAACUGAGGCUCUAUUUUGAGAGAAUGGCACUAUUUUGAAGCAAAAUAGGGGAGUUAUCCCUUUUAUGCUGGAUAAUAAUUAUCCUUGAAUCAACAUUCAUAAAUAGAUUCUCUGAUCACUAUUCCAUUGCUGUUUGAGAGACCCUGUCGAGUGUAUAUAUUGGCUGGCACAUUUCAGUCACAAUGCUUUAAUAAGUAAUUAAUUGGCUGUUGAGCACUGAGAGAUGGUUGUGAAAACUGCUAUAUAAGAUGCAGAUCUUUUUGAAAAGAAGGCCUGUUUGGAGAGACUGCUUUUCUGAGUGAAAUCAAAUUAAUUACUCAGUGCACUGCAGAGGUCUAGCAGUUUGCAAGUGAAAUGAGCCAACUGUGUAACAAACAAAUUGUGAGAAACAACUCCCGAACAAUCCAGUGGAAUCAAACAUUGUACUGGCAAUUCACGCACUGCAUUCAGUGUGCCAACCACCUGGGAUUUUAAUCCUCAUGUCUCAUUGUAUUUCAGUAAUAUUCUGUGGGCUUUAUUAUGUCCAAUUGGAAAGGUGAACAGGUCCUUUAUUGAAAAGCGCAUCCAAAAUAAAGCAUUCCCUUCGGUAUGACACUUAAGCACAUUCAAGUAUUGGAAUGGAUCUUCGAGAACCCUGAUUCAGUAGUGCUACAAAUUGGCCUAAGCUGAAAAAUGUAGGUCAGUGAUUGGAUAAUAAAUCAUGUUUAUUUAAUAAAUAAUUAAAUAAAGUUAAGUUCUACCCAAGCCAAGGAACAGAACAGCAUGUUCCUCAUACUCAUAAUAUAUUGUAAAUGACCUUUUAACAAAACAUAAUAAAAGCACUGAGGAUUAGAUUGGCAGAUGAAAGCCACUCAACUAUGACCCUUAUUCUGCAUUCCUUCUGAAAAGUAUCUAAUAAAUAUUUGAGCCACUGCUUGUUAAUAAUUAACUAUAUACUGCAUUUAUCUUACUCAUUGAGCACAUUUCCUCAGCUGAAUCAUUAAUUUAUUUACUUGCUUCAGGAUGGGAGUGAACCAAGACAUGCCCAGUCUUGCAUUCCUGUUGUUAAAUGAAUGUUCCAAUGAUCAUCUGAAGAACUUUUAACUGUUGAAGCUUCAGAAUCGUGUUAGCAUUUUACUGCUGCGAUUGAAACCCCUCAUGUUCAUUACAGUAUUAUAUGGAGAUAAUGAACAUGCCCUUUUCAAUAUAUUCUGUAAAAUUCCGGUUUUGCUGGACUGUAUCAAACAGAACUGCCACCGUGAGAUCAAAGCUGAGAUUGAUCUAGCAGAUGAGAGUGGACAAGUGAAGAAUUUAUUGCAAAACCAACAUUGCUACGCUUCUGACAUCCUGGCUGAACGAGCAGUUUAUAUUCUUCUUGGUGUGAACAAACCAAGCAGGGCAUCAACCCCUGUGUACAUACCACUACUGAACAAUGAUAAUAUAGUCAAUUCCAAAUUCCUAGCUAAACUUGGAGCUCGACUAGAUUCUCUAAGUCAACCCCAAGGAAAAGUAAAGAAGAUCCACAAAAAUUCUGCAUCACCAUCUCCCUCACGCUCAUCCACCACAGAUGGUAAACAGAACACUUCACCACAUGGAAAAUGUAAAAAUACCUCAACACCUUAAUCAGGAGAGCUCUGAGCGUGAAGCACACUCAUCGCAAUUACUGAAGUUGCAUUAAUUGCAUAUCAUGAUCAUUGAAACUAUUUUCUGGUCACAAACUUUCUGAAACUGUGGUUUUUCCAGUUUUUCUGCAAGACUAGGAAUGGAAAUUAAUAAGGCACAUCAACUUAUUUUUUUCUUUUCAUAACUCAUUUACUUGGAGCAGGAAUAAAGAUCAUUUAAAAUAAAAUUUUAA